Metopolophium dirhodum (rose-grain aphid) is the source of this 4391-nucleotide messenger RNA. Its product is annotated as RNA polymerase II-associated factor 1 homolog. The transcript has 10 exons. Gene Ontology annotation, cellular component: Cdc73/Paf1 complex. The record is from RefSeq and is a predicted model, not a curated record. NCBI's taxonomy places the organism in Eukaryota, Metazoa, Arthropoda, Insecta, Hemiptera, Aphididae. Bases 2296 to 3729 code for a protein of 477 amino acids. Gene Ontology annotation, biological process: transcription elongation by RNA polymerase II. Gene Ontology annotation, molecular function: chromatin binding; RNA polymerase II complex binding.
CCGGGAGAACUAGUAGAUACUAAAGACCUGGAAGGGCCGGGCUUUUGAAAUAAAAUAAAGGGUUGGACCGGGCUUUUUAAGGAUUUUUCUUCGACAGUAAAUAAUCACAAUUAUUAAAAAUUAUAUAUAAUAAAAUAUAUGGAUAAAAUUGAUGGAGGUAGAUAGUAGGCACCAUAGACCUGCAAGGGCCGUAAAUUUUCAGCCCGGUCCGGUCCAUCAAUUUUAUCAUCAGGCCCGUCCCGCCCGGGUCCAAAAAAUAUUGUGAAAAAAAAGCCCAGACUUGGGUUUUUUUUUGUAGGCCUGGUUUAAAAAUUUUGUAAAAUGUUUACAUGACAAUGUCUUAUGACAAGUAUUUUAAUGAUAACUGGGGUUUAUGUACCUAAUACUUAUUACAUUUACUUGUAGUUUUAUGAAAACUAGCUAAGUAGAUCUAACAGAAAAUACUUUUAAUUUACCUACGAAAAAUCAGCUACAAAAUUAAGUCAAACAAGGUAGAUCUCAAGAUGAUUAAAAACAUUAAAAAAUUAAAACAUCACAUUAAAGAAAAGUCAACUUACUAUUAUUCUCACUCCUCAACCACAAUUUUAACCUACACUUCUUCUAAAUAAAAUCAUAGAAUCAACUUCCAAUUGAUAUUUUAAAUCUAUAAUAUCUAUAAUAUUUUUAAAUCUAUAAAAUCAGUAAUCACAUACAAUUUCAAUUGAGUGUCAGUACAACUCAGUACCAUCGUGCUCAGUACUCACCACAAUGUAAUAUCAACAAUACCUAUUCACAUAGACCUAUAAAUUCGUUAUUUAAUAUUCGGUGUAUGGUGUUCAAAAUUAAUCUUAACUUUACCGUUGCCCAGAAUAAAAAUUCUGAUUCGCAGCAGUACAUUAUCAGGUGGCGGUAGAUCGCGGACACCAUGCUGUUUGCACGUAAGUGUAUGAUUUAACUCUAAAAUAUUAAAGUUAUACCAAGUUUGUCAUAUUCUACCUAUGGUGGAUAAUUAUAAUCAAAAUCCUAACCUAACCAUAUUAAAAUCAGAUUAAUAAAAAAAACCAAAUUUAACCUAUCUUUUUCCCAGAGAUCUAAUCUACACACAAACAUUCAAUUAUACAUAUAUAUAUAUAUUGACGAAAAAUAAUAAUACAAAUCAACAAACAUGGCCAUCGUAACCACCAAUAGCAAGCAUUUUAAUCUGCAACUAAAUUUUUUAUUAUUUAGUUUAUUUUUUUCUAGACAGAUGGCGCCACUGUUGUUGUUUGUUUCAUCCAUAUUUCCUACUUUUCCGGUUAAGUUUCUUAAAAUUGUAUUACAUAAAAACCUUCUCCUGACAAUUACGAACACAACAAAAAAAGAAUUAGCAAAAUCGGUCCAGCCGUUCACGCGUGAUGCGACGACCAAGGAAUAGACGUUGUUGUUUUUGGCCAUGCCGCGAGGUGUGCAUUUAAUAGGCCAUAACUCCGGAACCACUUAUCGCACAGCGUACAAGCUUCACAGAAACCAUAUUUAUAUCAAUUUUAAUAUGCACUGAAAUUGGUUUGGUGGAUCUUGAGUUAUUCAAUUUAUUUAUAAUGUACACUUAUUUUUAUAUAUAUAGAAGAUAACAAACUUUGGAUAUAAAAUAAAGAUUUAAAUAAUACAUUUUUAAGUUUGAAAAUUCAAAGUGUGGAUGUAAAAAUUAACGUGAGUAUAACUAUAACUAUAACUGCGCAGUGUAAGGUUAAAUAUAUUUUAAAAUGAGUUAUUUUUUAUAUUUGAUAUGUAAUCAUGGUAAUUGUAAAAAAGGCAUGAUUUAUUAUUUUAAAUUGUGAUUAUUUACAGUCGAAGAAAAAUUCUUAAAAACCCCGGUCCAACCCUUGUUUGAUUAUUCGAAGUCCGGCCCGGCCCGAAAAAUUGUACAAAUAAAGGCCCAAGCCCGGUCCGGAAUAAAAUUCCAAGACUUAAAAAAUCCCGGUCUAACCCUUUAUUUUAUUUCAAAAGGCCCGGCCCGGUCCAAUGUCACUAUGGGCCAGGCUUUUUAAGGACCGAGUCAGACCGGCCCUUGCACGUCUUUAGACUAGGUACCCACGAAUAAAAUACAAGUACCCUCGCUGCGGAACAGUACUGGGAAAGACAGGAGUAAGGUGGUGAUAAGGGCGCGUAUCGCCACAAUAUUUAUUAGAUAUUUUUAUUUAGUCAUUUUCUUGUCGUUUCGUUUCGCCUUCUAGCAAGGAUUUCCUCAGACGUGAAAAUAGCCACUGCGAUUUGUAAAUUUUACCGAAUAAUAUACAGGGGUAGUUUCUAUUGGUGAUUGCUAUAGUAUAAGUUUCAAUGAUGGCCUCAACUGUUCAAAACAAUACAGCUCAAAAAAAAAGGCCACUACGAGCCGUAGAAAAAAGAUCCAAUUUAAUAUGUAAAGUGAAAUAUUGCAAUAUGCUUCCAGACAUACCCUUUGAUUUAAAAUUCCUCUCGUAUCCUUUCGAUGCAACAAGAUUUGUACAAUAUAACUCUACGCCUUUAGAGAGAUCAUACAAAUUUGAAAUACUUGUAGAUCAUGAUUUAGGACUCAACAUUAACUUGGUUAAUAAAGACAAGUAUGCAUUAAACUAUAAUUUACAAAUGCAUGAUGCUGAUGAAAAACUUUUGGAAGAAGAUGCCUUAGCUCCACAAGAUUCUAAAAGGUCAAGACGUCAUGCCAGAAGUGUAUCAUGGUUACGACGUACAGAAUAUAUUUCUACAGAACAAACUAGGUUUCAACCACAAACAAUUGAAAAAGUUGAGGCUAAAGUUGGGUUCAGUAUCAAAAAGAACUUUAAGGAGGAGACUCUUUACACGGACAGAGACAGCCAGAUGAAAGCAAUUGAAAAGACGUUUGAAGACAAUAAAAAACCAGUUGAAAAACAUUACAGAAAACCAAAUGUCCAUGCCGUUGAGACAUUUAAUGUUUUUCCAGAUUUCAAAAAUUGGAGAUUUCCGUGUGCUCAAGUUAUCUUUGAUUCUGAUCCAGCUCCAAUGGGUCGGCCUAUUCCAGCUCAAGUGGAAGAAAUGUCUCAAGCUAUGAUUAGAGGUGUAAUGAAUGAAAGUGGUGAACAGUUUGUAGCUUACUUUUUACCAUCUGAAGAAACUAUAGUUAAACACCGUGAAGAUGCUGUUGAAGCACGUCCAUAUGCUGACGAUUAUGAAUAUGAGUACAAAAUGGCCAGAGAAUACAACUGGGUUGUAAAAAGCAAGAGUAGUAAAGGAUACGAGGAAAAUUAUUUUUUUAUUGUACAGCCAGAUGGAGUAUUUUAUAAUGAAUUGGAAACAAGAGUUCGUUUAAGUAAGAGGCGACAAAAAAUUGGUACACAAAGUAGUAGUUCUAAUACCAGAUUAAUUGUUCGUCAUGUUCCAAUCAAUGAACAAGAAUUCAGUGUUCACAAAUUGAGAGAAAAACAGUUACAACCGUACGAUGAAGAAGAAGAAGCUAAAGCUGAGGAAGCAGCUAAAAAAGCAAUGCAAGCUGCAAAAGAAAGUACAAAGGAAAUAACAACUACAAACAAAGCAGAUAGUAAUGAAGAUGAUGAUAAUGAGUCUAGAAAAGAUGAUUCUAAAAAGAACAAUUUAGUUUCAGAUAGUGAUGUUUUUGAUGACAAUGAAGAACGUUUAGCUACAUCUAACACUAAACGUGCUAACAAUGAAAUAGUUGAUGAUGGCAAAGAAAAAAAUAACAAACGUCUAAGACCUGCUAGUGAUGUAAAUUCUGAUAGUGACACUAGUGAAAUCUAAUAGUCAUAAGAUUAUUCAUAAUAAUGAAGAUUGAUUGUUAUUCAUUAUUAAAAAAAACAUUUAAAAAUUGAAAUGAAAUACGUGUUAUCAUUGAUUAUAAAUACUAGUAUUUAUAAUCAAUGGUUUUAUUUUACAGUAUUUAGUAAUAUUAUGUAAUAUUAUUAUAUGAUGUUGAAUAAUAAUUGUAAUUUUUAACACGAAAAUAAGCCACCAUAAUACGGUCAAACACUCAUAUAAUGUCUGCAACAGUGCAAUGUUGUGUUACUAUUAUCGAGUUGUAUAUACAAAUUACCAGCAUGGCGUUAGGUAUUAGCUAAAAAGUUUUCCAAAACAAUUUAUUUUUAUUUUCCUAAAGUUUACAGUUAUGUCAGGUAUAUUAAACAAAAUCUAUAAAUUGUAUUAGUAAAAUUGUUUAUAAAUACAAAAUGCUCAGUCAUAAUUUAAUUUAAAGGUCUUCAAUUAGCCUACCAAGCCCUAGUGCCAUUAGAAAUUGGAUUUCAAAUAUUGAAACAAAAUAUUUAUUUUUUAAAAAUGUUUUAAAAGAAAUUGCAAAUUUUCCUGACUAUGACAAAUAUUGCUGUCUUAUGUUAUAUGUCUGAUGUUUAUUAGAUUCUAUAUGUGAAUUAAGAAGGAACUUUAUUGGGACAAAGUUAAUCAUAAGU